Molecule: messenger RNA, 1131 nt
Organism: Impatiens glandulifera
Lineage: Eukaryota; Viridiplantae; Streptophyta; Magnoliopsida; Ericales; Balsaminaceae
Product: probable E3 ubiquitin-protein ligase HERC1
Exons: 4
Coding region: 1-1131 (376 amino acids)
Source: RefSeq, a predicted model, not a curated record
AUGGGCAACAACUGGAAGCAAGCAUUGAAUUUCUUGCGUUCUGUUGAAGAAUCCUCCUCAGAUAUUGUUCAGAGUAAAUUAAGAUCAGGUAAUUAUAUAAAGGUGAUAGCAGGAAUUCUUUUUACAAUUGUGUUGAAGGAUUAUUCGGUGUACAUUUCGGGUACUCAUUCUUUGUGUGGCCUUUUAUUGGAUAAGUAUGUCAAGUAUGGACGGGUUGACUCGUUUACUCGGAUUAACUUUGACAAGCUUUUAUCAUCAUCAUCAUCAUGUCAUGUGGAUAAUAUACUAGUCUAUGACGUCUCUGCCCUGUACCGUCAUGCUGCUUUUAUUACGCAAUCAGGAGAGGUUUUUACAUGUGGUAACAAUUCGUCGGGUUGCUGUGGGGAUGGCGGUGGCGGUGGCGGUGGUGACAUUGACAAUCGCAUCCUUAGACCUCGGCUUGUGGAAGGCGCAUUGAAGGGAAUCCCUUGCAAACAAGUUGUAGUCGGUUAUAAAUUCACUGUGUUUCUUACAAGAGAUGGACGAGUAUAUACUUGUGGGAGAAACAAUCACAGUCAGCUUGGUCAUGGUGAUAGCGUGGAUAGACCGACACCUACCAUAGUAGAAUCGCUAGUAGAUUGUGUAGUAGUUCAAGUUUCAGCUGGUCUAACUUUCACAUUAGCUGUAACUAGCGAUGGCAACUUGUAUUCAUUCGGCUCGGGCGAGGACGAUGGGUGUUUGGGUCACGGAGUUGAGCAGAAUGAGCUACGCCCUCGUCUGGUUGACUUCUUUAAAAGAAGGGACAUUCACAUUCUUAGAGUCUCUGCAGGACUUAGUCAUGUUGUAGCUCUCGAUUCUAGUGGAUUGGUUUAUACUUGGGGGAGAGGUGUAACAGGGCAGUUGUGUAAUGGAGGUUAUAUAAACCAUCUUAGCACACCACAUUUAGUGAACCACCUCAAGAGUCAGAUUGCUAUACAGAAACUCUUCAUGUUCAGACAUGUUGACAACGAAGAAGAGAACGAUGAUGAACGCGAUGGAGACGACGAUGAUGACAAGGAUACGAUUAGAAAAGAUACAGCAGUUUUAGCUGCUCAUGGCGUGAGAUCUUGCAGGGUAAGAAGGCCAUCAAAGAUAAUGGUUUAUGAUGGUUGA